AUGGAUGUGGACAUGGACAGGGACCUCUGGCAGCGGCACAUCCCGAGUCGUGCUGCACAGAACCGUUUGCGUGCCGCUGAGACAUGGCUGGCGAGGUCUGGCGCGCUCCCCGUCUCCAUCAUGUUCCGGUGCCGAACUCACGAGCCAGCCACCAUCAUAUCCGCUGCGCUCGAGACGCUCCUGUCCCACCGCGCCCGCUGGCAGUACGCCGACAUCACGUUGCCCGCUGCGUCGCCUGUCUCAGAGCUGGAGACGGGCGCGCGCCUUGUCAUGCCCUUGCUCCGCAAGCUCCACGUCACCGGCGCCAGCUUCGACACAGACCAAUGUCUCGCCCUGCUCAGUGCCCCGAACCUGCACACCCUCGUCGGGCAGCUCGCGGACGACACGUACUACUCAAAGAUGCGCACCCUCCGGCUCGCCGACGCGGACAUCUGGCAGACUCGCAGCCUCACCACGCUCAAAUUGUGCGAAAUCGCGCUCACCUAUGUCGCGCCGAUCCUCGCUCGCACGCCCGCGCUGGCCCACUGUUGGCUGGACAUUUGGGGCUGGCCGCCUGCGGGUGCAGGUGCCGCGCUCCCCGUAAUACACCUGCCCAAGCUAGAGACACUCGUCCUCACGGGCGAAGCGCAGGCGAGCGAGGUCAACUCUCUGCUGAACGCAAUCGCCACGCCCGUCCUCCAGCGGCUCGGCAUCGCCGGCGGCUUUGUCCUUGGCUUUGCACCCACGCAGGCAGAAGCUGACGUGAACAACCUGUUGCGUCUCGCAGAGAAGGUCGGAUGUCACCAGGCGCUCACGACGCUCGCGAUUGCGGGCAAGGGCGACGCUUGGAGCCGGCUUGUGGACCACAUGUUCGCUGUUUUCUCCGCGCUGCAACAGGUUUACGCGAAACCGGACGAAUGGCCAGCGGCGGUGGAGGAUUUUUGGGGCACCAAAACGGUGGUGUAG
This is a messenger RNA of Mycena indigotica, 945 nucleotides long. RefSeq lists its product as uncharacterized. The transcript has a single exon. The coding region runs from base 1 to 945 and encodes 314 amino acids. The record is from RefSeq and is a predicted model, not a curated record. Lineage: Eukaryota; Fungi; Basidiomycota; Agaricomycetes; Agaricales; Mycenaceae.